Chroicocephalus ridibundus (black-headed gull) is the source of this 2094-nucleotide messenger RNA. RefSeq names its product rhotekin (gene RTKN). Gene Ontology annotation, biological process: septin ring organization; signal transduction; actomyosin contractile ring assembly. NCBI's taxonomy places the organism in Eukaryota, Metazoa, Chordata, Aves, Charadriiformes, Laridae. Gene Ontology annotation, molecular function: GTPase inhibitor activity. Gene Ontology annotation, cellular component: actomyosin contractile ring. The record is from RefSeq and is a predicted model, not a curated record.
GCCACCCGGUACUGGCCCCGCUGCCAGCCCCAUUCCUGCUCCGGCUGCCGCCAGGCAUCCCAGUGCUCCCCGCAGCCACUCGGGUCGGGAUCGGUGCUUCCCGGUGCCUCCCGGUGCGUCCCGCCCCCCCUGCCAGGUGCGGCAGUACCGGGGAGGGGUUUGCUCCGGGCUGGGAGCCCAGGAACAUUCCUGUGGGAGCCAGAGCGUUCCCGGGACCAGCCACCAGCACUGGCACCGACACCGGCACACAAUGUUUUGCCGUAACCAGCGGAGCCGGGUGACGGUGGCCCGUGGCUCGGCGCUGGAGAUGGAGAUCCGACGUGGCCGAUGCCGGCUCAGCCUCCUGGCCGACUCCCCGCAGGACACGGAGAUCCAGCGGAAGAUGGAGCGGGAGCUGCGGCUGCGGGAGGGGGCCUGCAAGCUGCUGGCCGCCUGUAGCCGGCGGGAGCAGGCGCUGGAGGCCGCCAAGAGCCUCCUGGUCUGCAACAGCCGCGUCCUGGCUUACAUGGCCGAGCUGCAGCGCAGGAAGGAGGCGCAGGUGUUGCGGCGGACGGCCAGGCGCCCUUCGGAUGCCGGCCCCACGGACGAGCGCCUGCCCUGCCGGGGAACCGUCUGCAUCUCAGACCUGCGCAUCCCGCUGAUGUGGAAGGACACGGAGUAUUUCAGGAAUAAGGGAGAGCUGCACCGCUGCGCCGUCUUCUGCCUGCUGCAGCUCGGGGCGGAGAUCCACGACACCCCCAUGGUGCUGGUGGACCGGACCCUCACCGACAUCUGCUUCGAGAGCGCCGUCCUCUUCUCGGAGGCCGGUCCCGACUUCGAGUUGAAGGUGGAGCUGUACAGCGCGGGGUUGGCAGGGGGGUCGGCGCAGGGCAGCACCCCCAGGAAGCUGGCCACCCGCCUCAGCACCUCCCUGGGACGUUCCUCCGGCAAACGGGUGCGCGCCGCCAUGGACGGGGCUCCCGGCAGCCCCCCGGGCAACGGGGGCACCAGCCCCCUCCUCCUGCCGGCCCCCAGCGUGCCGGGUCCCAAAUUCCACCUGCUGGCACAUGCCGUCCUCUCCCUGGCUGAGGUGCAGGAUGGCUUCCGCACCCACGACCUCGCCAUCGCCAGCAACGAGGAGAGCUCCUUCUGGCUGCCCCUCUACGGCAGCAUGUGCUGCCGCCUGGCUGCACAGCCCCGCUGCAUGGCCGCCCCCGUGACCAGCGGCUUCCUCCGGCUGCAGCAGCCGGGGGCCGAGGCGCAGAGCGGGGCCCGUCUGUACUGCGUCCUGCGCGGCACCGACCUCCUCUGCUACCACGACCCCGGCGAGGCCGAGGCCGGGCUGGAGCCGGCCCUCACCAUCGCCGUCAACAAGGAGACCCGCAUCCGCGCGGCGGAGCGGGAGGGGCGCGGGCAGCCCCACGGCAUGGCCGUCACCAACCGGUACGGCGGCGAGGAGGUGACCCACACGCUGCUGGCCGAGAGCCGGGCCGAGGCGCAGCGAUGGAUGGAAGCCUUCUGGCAGCACUUCUACGACAUGAGCCAGUGGAAGCAGUGCUGUGACGAGCUGAUGAGGAUCGAGGUGCCACCACCACGCCGGCCACCCGCCAUGCUGCCCCGGCAGGGCUCGCUCUACCACGAGAUGGCUAUUGAUCCGUCCGACGACAUCGAGGCGGUGACAGACAUCCUCACGCAGCGGGCGGGGGGCCGGGUGCCGGGGACCCCCCCGUGGCUCUCCCUCUUCGAGGAGCCCCCCCUGCACGCCACCCCCUCUGGCCGGGCGACCAGCCCCAGCCCCCCCGCCCGCCGCCCCUGGGGCCGCCCCCGCACCCUCUCCCUGGACGCCAAGCUCAGCACCCUGAAGGGGCGGGGGGCCCGGCGGGCGGCCCCCCCCCAGCACCCCUUGCCCCACGGCUCCAGCUCCUCCAGCAGCGGCAGCAGCAGCCCGGCCAUGGAGCACGACCACCCCGGCCCUCUCCAGUCCCAGGUCUGAGCCUCAGGACCCUCGGGGGGGGACAUGGCACCCUCCAGCCCCCAGGGUGGCUGUGGAGGGGUGACACGGCAAGGGGUCCUGCCCCAGGGCGGGGUGGGGGGGGAGGGGGUGCUGAGCCCAGG